AUCAUUCACGCUGCAAAUACACGCCGAAGUAGCAUGUUUCUGCAUUAUUUUGAGCGCAGGAAACCUACUGUUCGACUGUCCCCUCUCUGCCGGUAGAGAUGGCGUUGCCUCCAGCCGGCAUCAAGUGCCCGUCACAUUGUACUCACAUUCACAAGGUCACCUGAAGGAAGGACUGCUGCAUCCCACACAACACGCUCAAUUCUCCCUUGUGUGACAAGCUCCAGCCGCCGGCCACCGUCCAACCCGACUUCACGCUCCAACUUCAAAAUGCAAGGCUUCAAUAUGGGACGUUACGUCCCGCCGGACCUCGAAGGCACGGUCUCAUUCAACCAAGCCUCGGGCAAGGGCCACGCGCUGGGCAACCGCGCCCGCAAACUCCAGACCGAAGGCAUCCUGACCGUCCGCUUCGAAUGCCCCUUCGCCAUCUGGUGCACGCACUGCAGCCCCGAACAGAUCAUCGGGCAGGGCGUGCGGUUCAACGCCGAGAAGAAGAAAGUGGGCAACUACUUCAGCACGCCGAUCUGGAGUUUCCGAUUCAAACACACUCUCUGCGGCGGGGCGAUCGAAGUCCGCACCGACCCGAAGAACGCGGAGUACCUGGUCGUCGAGGGCGGACGCAGAAGAGAUACGGGUGUCGACAAGGUACUCGAUGGCGAGAUUGAGAUUACGCGGCGCGUGUUGUCGGAAGAGGACAAGGAGCGCUUUGAAAAGGAGGGCGGGUUUGGUGCACUCGAGAAGAAGGUCGUCGACAAGACUGCGUUCGAUAGUCAACGGGCCCGGCUGGAUGGCUUGCUGAAAGAAAGCGAGCGGCACUGGGCGGACCCCUAUGAGAAGAGUAGGAAGCUGCGUGCCGAGUUCAGGGUCGGCCGGAGGAAGAGACAGGCUGAUGAGAGGACGGGCGAUGCUCUGAAAGAGAAGUUCGGCCUGGGUGUGGAGAUGUUGAGCGAGGCGCCCGAGGAUAGCGACAGGGUCAAAUUCGUCGAGUUUGGACAGUCCGACGAGGCUCCCAGCUCGUCGAAGCCUAUGUUCAGGAACUUCAACGGUGACUUACCUUCCCGAUUGAAAUCCAGCGCGAAGCUGGACAAGAAAGAGGCGCUACAGAGUCAAUUGGCCGGAAAUACGAGGAUUGCUACGGAUCCGUUCCUGCGAGAAGGAGACAUCUGGCAGCCUAGAGUCAAGCGGAAACGAGACGAGGUUGAGGUUGAACAGAAGAAGACCGCCAAAAUGGACGGGUUGGCGUUGAUCGGUUACAAUUCGGAUUCUUCAUGAUACCCCGGACACUUGAGUCCAUUUGUUUAUCUACUUCUCGCCACGAAAUGGCCUUUUCAGCUGCUCCGGGUUGGCACCGGACAUUUCACUGAUGGCGCAUCUAUCUCAAGGCCAUAUUUGACAAGAUCAUCAGUAUGGAAUGGAAUUGGCGACGACACAUGUUGGGAGAGCAUAUUCAUCAUUCCACCCUCUAGACUAUCUCACGACAAGAAGAAAGUCUUCAUUGCCCGUGGCUCGAUAGUAGCCAUGAAAGUCCUACCAAUCUGCGUCUGUCCGGUCAUCGUAACAUUGUGCUCGUUGUUUGUCAGAUACGCUGUUGCCAUCGUUGCAUUGAUCCCAGUCAGGUCGAUCGACAAUUCGUACGGGAAGUGCGCCUCAUUGAUCAC
Messenger RNA from Exophiala xenobiotica, 1655 nucleotides. RefSeq lists its product as uncharacterized. Gene Ontology annotation, cellular component: post-mRNA release spliceosomal complex; U2-type spliceosomal complex. The coding region runs from base 268 to 1269 and encodes 333 amino acids. The transcript has a single exon. Gene Ontology annotation, biological process: mRNA splicing, via spliceosome. The record is from RefSeq and is a predicted model, not a curated record. NCBI's taxonomy places the organism in Eukaryota, Fungi, Ascomycota, Eurotiomycetes, Chaetothyriales, Herpotrichiellaceae.